Spodoptera frugiperda (fall armyworm) is the source of this 1957-nucleotide messenger RNA. Its product is annotated as scavenger receptor class B member 1-like. Bases 293 to 1807 code for a protein of 504 amino acids. Gene Ontology annotation, molecular function: scavenger receptor activity. NCBI's taxonomy places the organism in Eukaryota, Metazoa, Arthropoda, Insecta, Lepidoptera, Noctuidae. The record is from RefSeq and is a predicted model, not a curated record. The transcript has 11 exons. Gene Ontology annotation, cellular component: membrane; cytoplasm.
UUGUUGAUAUAUUUCCUUAGUGUACGCUCGAAGUUCAGUCAAACUACCGGCUUUUGUGAAACCUUGUGGCGAUAUUUAAUUAUUUUUUUUAUUAUUUGUUUUCCUAAAGUGUUGUCAGCCAGUGUGCUUUUGUUUGUUGCUUGAGACUGUGAAAGACGUUCUCUAAAAAAAUAGUUCUUGUUAAUAGUAUCGACUGGAUUUUUUAAUGGAUUGUUAAUCAGGAGUUAACUGAGAAAAAUGGGUCAGCAGUGAGAUAAUUUAUAUUUCCUCUACAUUCCUUAAUACAUAAACCAUGGUGCUGAAAAGAACAGACGCCCUCAACAAGAGGAUCGCUAGUACAAAUCGGAUCCUCGUUACAAUAACCACUGGCGUCAUAUUCCUGUUGUUCCCUAUAGUUCUAACAAUAGAAGACCCCAUACCUUCAGUAGUUAAUUAUUUACUUCGAGUAGCCAACGGCAGCAUAGUAUACGAUCUGGUGCAGCAUGAGAUGCCAGCAGCACGGCUCUCCCUGUACCUGUUCAACUUCACCAACGCCGACAGGUUCCUCGCAGGAGAAGACGAUAAACUGAAGGUCGAAGAGGUUGGACCUUUCGUGUAUCAGGAAUAUCGUUGGUACGUGGAUGUGGUGCUGAGUGAGGAUGGCAAGGAGUUGGGGAUGACUCCGAGAGUGAGGACGGAGUUUGUACCCGAGGCUUCCGUAGCCAACCCCAAGGAUAUCAUGCUCACGGUGCCUAAUCUACCAUUUCUUAGUGGAGCAUCAAUUCUGUCCAACUAUCCGAGUUUGAUCCGCACCGCCUUCAACAUGGUGGUGGGGCAGUUGGGAGAGAAAGCCUUCAUGCAGCUGGAUGGUGAGAAGUACCUGCACGGCUUCGAAAGUCGGGUGAUGCAGAUUUGCAAUAGUUUCGCACCUGGAAUCGUGUAUUUUGAUGAUUUUGGACUGAUGAAAAGGCUGUACGACAAUGAGUCAGAUUACAGAAUAGUAGUGGGAGCCACCAAUGAGGAUAGAUUCAAGAUCAAAUCUGUCAAGAAGUUCCGAAACAUUGAGAUGGGGACCAUCAAAGAUGUUGAAGUAAGUGAGCAAAUAUUUGAAAAGGACACAUACGAGGGUGCGAUAUACCCACCCUUCCUAACCCCAGACGUGCCCAUCAACUGGUACCGGCUGGGCAUCUGCAAGACCUUCAACCUUCGAUACUUGGGGACCAGGGACAUGCAUUAUGGGGGCGAGGCCUCUGUGUAUACCAUCAGCAAUGAAACGUUCAGCGCCAGCGUCAACCCCAUCAGCAAGAAACCUUAUCCUCCAGGAGUUUUGGAUAUUUCUGAUUGUUAUUUUGGUCUACCAUUCGUGAUAUCAAAAUCCCAUUUCUUGGACAGUGAUCCCAAGCUGUACGAGCGGAUCGAGGGGAUCCGACCAAGCAGGGAUCUAGAUGACACUCAGAUUAUCAUCGAUAGAAAAGUGGGCGUAAUGUACAACACGAAGAUGUCCAUCCAGCUGACGAUGAUGCUGGAUGACCUCAGCUUCAACUGGCAGACCAAGAUGCUGUCCAACGCUGUGGUGCCUGUCGUCUCUGUCAUAGUGGACCAGCCUAAACUAACAGAAUGGACGCUAAGCAAGUUGGUGAUGAUCUACCAGCUGGCUCCUUACAUCGUGAUGACCCUCCAAGCAGUAUCAGCCUUGCUAGGCUUACUCCUGGUCGCCUACGCAGCACGCCUGCAAUACCUGAACUGGAUGUCUAAAACUAGGACUAUAGUAUUCGAAACAGUUGACAAAAAUGUACUAAAAGCUGAACUUCCACUUAUACCAAAAUAAACAACAUGUUUGAAAGGUUUUUACCCGACUGCGCCAGAAGGAGGGUUAUGUUUUUCGAGAGUAUGUAUGUAUGUAUGUAUGUAUGUAUGUAUGUAUGUAUGUAUGUAUAAUUGUUUGGCACGCUCUACAGCCUAAACGGCUUGAUGGAUU